AUGGAGAGAGAAUUGGUUAACAUGUUCAUGGAUACCUUGCAAGGUCCUUACUAUGACAGAAUGGUGGGUAGUACUUCUACUGGUUUUUCCGAAUUUGUAAUGGCUGGAGAGAGAAUUGAAGUCGGUCUCAAGAUGGGGGGCAUGCCACCUCCUCCUGAGAGACUCCCUGGAGGUUAUAAUCCUAAUGCUCAUUGUGAAUUUCAUUCUGGUGGUAUAGGCCAUGAUGUGGAGAAUUGUUGGGCCCUUAAAUACAAAGUGCAAGAAUUAUUGGAUUCCAAGGCCAUUCAGUUCACCCCGAACAAUGGGGCUAAUGUUAUUCAAAAUCUGAUGCCAGCUCACGGCGGAUCUACCGUUAAUAUGAUGGAAGAGGGGGAGAGUUUGAAUUUAAUCAUGGAUGUAAAUCUGUUGUCUACUCCUCUUCCAUGUGUCAAGAGUUACCUGAUCCAAAAUGGUGUUUUUCCUGGGUGUUCCCCAGAUUGUUGUGAAUGCCAGAAUCAGCCCAAUGGAUGUGUUAGUCUGAAGAUUGGGAUUCAGAGUUUGAUCAAUGAAGGUAUUCUACAGUAUGAUAAGAUUUUGAAGGACGGGAAAGUUGUAGAUAAAGAGGUGGCAGUAAUUUCCAUUCCAUAUACUCCUGCAAAUAUUUCGGCACAUGCCCGACCUACACCUUUGACAAUCACAUUGCCUGGUCCUAUCCCUUACUCCCGCGAGAAUGUUGUACCUUGGCAUUAUGGGUCAGAUGUUUAUUACCAUGGAGUAAAGCAAGAAGGGAGGCGAUCCAAAGACAACCCAAAUAAUGUUGAUGCCUUGGAGAGAGCCAAGGGUAAACAAGUGGUGAGUGAUGAUUCAGGGUCUGCGCAAGUUAAUACUCCGAAUGUAGUACCUGAGACUUCUUCGUCCCAAGAAGUUGAAGAGUUAUUGAGAUUGAUCAGGAAAAGUGAUUAUAAAGUGAUAGAUCAUCUGAACCAGACGCCGUCUAAAAUUUCAAUCUUGUCCUUGUUAUUGUGUUCCGAAGCUCACGGGAAUGCCUUGAUGAAAUUAUUGAGUUCUGCUUUUGUGUCACAAAAUAUUACUGUCAACCAACUAGAAAGGGUUGUGGCCAAUAUUUCAGCUGAUAAUGGUUUGGGUUUUAUAGACUUUGAUCUUCCUCAAGAAGGAUGCAAUCAUAACAAAGCCUUGCAUAUUUUUAUGGAAUGUAAAGGAACUACAUUAUCCCAUAUGUUAGUAGACACCGGAUCAUCCUUGAAUGUGAUGCAUAAAUAUGCCCUGAUGAAGAUUGAUUAUAUAGGAGUUGAAUUGCCCCCCAGCGACUUGAUAGUCCGGGUCUUUGAUGGGUCUCGAAGAGCUAUUUUUGGUGAAGUAGACCUACCUGUCAAAAUUGGACCCCAAGUUUUCGGUACGACAUUCUUCGUCAUGGACAUACAGCCUGCAUACUGUUGUUUGCUAGGACGCCCGUGGAUUCAUGGGGCAGGUGAUGUAACAUCUAUAUUACAUCAUAAAAUGAAAUUUCCAAGUGGUGGUAAGAUUGUUAUUGUGUGUGGCGAAGAAGAGUACAUGAUGAUCAAAACCCCUCGUUUUGAGGAUAAAAGGCAUGUAGUUUCCAUAUCUUCGUUGAAAGACGCCAGAGCAGUGGUCGAGAGUGGUCACCCCGAAGGUUGGGGUCGUGUGUUAGAUCUUCCUUUGAAAUCUGAUAAAUUGGGCCCCAGAUUCAGCAUUUCCCAGCAAGGCAUAGCUCCCCAAGCUCCAAAAAUUCUCACUUCGAUGAGAUUUACAAGUGUUGGAUUUAUCAAUAAUGAUCAGGCCAAUGUUGUUGGUGAUGAUGAUGAUAGUGAUUAUGACAUCGACAACUGGAUCCGACCAAGUGUCCCAGGUGAAGAACUUUGCAAUUGGACCGCAAAGGAUGUCACCCAAGUCACAAUUAAUCAAGAAUCCACGUCCGCCUCGGACCCCAUUGAUAGCGAUUUUGCUAUCACUCAUUAUGACUUUCACAAUCCGAUCUACCAAGUCAAAGAAGAAGGCGACAAAGACUGUGAACUCCCUGAAGAGUUGGCGAGAUUAUUGAGGCAAGAGGAAAAGGUCAUCCAGCCGCACCAAGAAGACAUUGAGGUUGUGAAUCUUGGAAAUGAGGAUGACAUAAAAGAGGUCAGAAUAGGUUCUUAUUUGGAAGAAAGUGUGAAGACCAGGUUGAUCGAUAUGCUGCGAGAAUUUACCGAUAUAUUCGCUUGGUCCUAUCAAGACAUGUCAAGGUUGGACGCCGAUAUUGUGUUGCAUAUGCUACCUUUGAAGGAAGAAUGUCCACCAGUUAAGAAGAAGCUUUGA
Messenger RNA from Lathyrus oleraceus (garden pea), 2316 nucleotides. RefSeq lists its product as uncharacterized. The coding region runs from base 1 to 2316 and encodes 771 amino acids. The record is from RefSeq and is a predicted model, not a curated record. Lineage: Eukaryota; Viridiplantae; Streptophyta; Magnoliopsida; Fabales; Fabaceae. The transcript has 5 exons.